This is a messenger RNA of Prorocentrum cordatum, 1205 nucleotides long. The record is from the annotation of a GenBank genome assembly. NCBI's taxonomy places the organism in Eukaryota, Dinophyceae, Prorocentrales, Prorocentraceae.
CCGGCGAGGGCGCGGAGCUGCCCGCGGCGGCGGCCUCGGCCGCGCGGCUGCCCGAGGAGGCGGGCAGCGGAGGCGUCGCCGCGCUGCGCGUCCGCGGCUGCGCGCACUUCGAGACCGCCCAGGCCGUGCACGGCGACUACGAGGUCUGCGGCCGGAACCACGGCAGGCCAGCCUUUCGGAUCGGGGACAUCGACCAGGGCCAGGGCUUCGACGCGUUCAUCUACUACUGGGACGACCGCGAGGGCGCCGACUUCGCGGGCUGGUGGAUGGGGCCCCGGCUCGGCGGCGAGGACGUCUGGGUCCACCACCCCGGGUGGCCGGCAGACCGCUGGCCUCCCAGGAGAGCGGCUGGUGCGCGCCGCACGAUGGCCCCGUCGACGCCGUCAUGGUGGUCGAGACCGUGACCGCCGCAGAAGAUCUGCCCAUCCUGCCGGACAGGCAGGCGCCCUCCUCUGGAUCCCUGCAGCGCCCGCGGGAGGCCACCUCCAGGACCGACGAGGCCAGGAAGGCAAGGCUUGGCAGGCUGGCUGCGCAGCUGAAGCCCCAGGCCGACGGUGCGGCGGAGCAGGUCAGGCAGGAUUCCGGACGCCAGGAGCAGCUGGUGGCGCUGAAGCGCAGCCUGGACUCCGUGCACAAGGAGACCGAUGAGCAGAUGCGUCGCAUGAUGGAGCUGCAGCGGAAGAUGCAGAGCCUACAGCAGAGCAUGCAGGACCGCCAGAAACGGGAGGAGCAGAUCCAGAGGAGGAUGCGGGAGUUGGUUGUCUCCUCCAGUGUUAUCGACACCUAGAGCGACGGGCUCUUCAUGGCGGACUGCGGCGAAUGCUUCGUGGUGCGGGCAGCGCGCCGAGGUGGCUCAGCGUCCUCCCAGGCGUCAGGAGAGGAAGCCCUGAGCGACCGUGGAGUUUUGUGAGGGUUGUGAGUUUACCAGCCCUUCCUUAGGGCAGGCGGCCCUGGUGCAGAACCAGAGGAUGAUGCUCUUCCUCGUGUUGCUCCCUUUCCUGAUCCUGAUUACCACCCCCUCCUCCUGAUUCCCCCCCCUCUUCCGACGCCCCAUCCUCUGCGUUUUAACUUCAAGUUUUUUUAGGAAAUUGUGGGCGAUAUUUUUCUCUGAGCUCAUGCCGCAGCAUUGGUGCGCCUGGCUGCUGGUCGCUUCCCCCUUCGCCACGCCGGAUUGGCAUAGUUCCAUUGAACACAGGAAAUCAUCG